This is a messenger RNA of Cyanistes caeruleus (blue tit), 8982 nucleotides long. The record is from RefSeq and is a predicted model, not a curated record. Lineage: Eukaryota; Metazoa; Chordata; Aves; Passeriformes; Paridae.
GAAACUCUGGUAUAAUGGCCUUUGGUGUUGUGAAAGCCUUCUUAUGGGAGGAAAAAUAUUAUGAAGUCAAAGCAACAGAUGCAGAUGCUGACCAGUUUGGAGAAAUUGAGUAUUCUCUUUAUGAUGGAUUUAAUUUUUAUGAAAAAUCCAAAGCUUUCCAGAUUGACCCACGCACUGGUCAGAUCUUUGUGUCUCAAGACAUUGACAGAGAAGGAGAUCCAACCACUUAUGAUCUCUUAGUAAAAGCUACAGAUGGGGGUGGUCUGAGUGCCCAAGCUUUUGUUCGCAUUGAGAUAGAAGAUAUUAAUGACAAUCAACCCAUUUUUGAACAAGACAUCUAUGUGACAAGUAUCAGCAGUCACACACAGCCAGGAACAGAAAUCAUCAAUGUUGUUGCCACAGACAGAGAUUCAGGAGUGUUUGGUGUUGUCACAUAUGAACUGGUCCCAGGAGAAUUUUCUUCUUUUUUCACAGUGGAUACAUCCACAGGAAUUAUUUAUCUUACCUCAGCUCUUGGCCACCUGACACAUUCUGCAGUCCUCCUGACUGUUUCUGCACGGGAUGGGGGUGGCCUUCCCUCUGCCAGCAAUGCAGCUGUCACAGUAAACAUCCUUCAGACUGUUUUGGUUCCUGCCACAUUUGAGAGAUCUCGGUAUAGCUUUUCUGUUCCAGAAGAUGCACCUGAAGACAGCGUGAUUGGCACCGUGAAGGCCAGAGAGCCUACGAAUUCAUUAGAGGUGGUUUCUUAUAGAAUUUGCUCCGGUGAUCCACAUGGAAAGUUCUCUAUCGACCCCCAGGUUGGCAUUAUCCGCACCAAGAAACAGCUUGACCACGAAGCUCAGCCUGUUGUGGUGCUCACUGUUCAGUCACAGCUGGGUAAUUCCCCUGUCUACAGCAGCACUCAAGUCAACAUAUCUGUGACAGACAUUAAUGACAACCCCCCAGUAUUUCCUACCAAAUCUGAUAAAGUAACCAUCUCUCAUACCCAGCCUCCUGGCACUGCUGUCUACAUUGCUCACGCAGAAGACAAAGACAGUGGCCUAAACGGGGCAAUCAAAUACAGUAUUGCAAGCAAGCAGUCAGAUGCAUUUAGCAUUGAUCCAAGUCUUGGAGUGGUAAACCUUACCAGGACAGUGUUUGCAGAAAAGCAGAAGGAAUAUACUCUACACAUAGCAGCCGAAGACUGUGGAAGUCCUCCUCUGACUUCUUUGCUGGUGUUGACCGUGGUUAUUGAAGAGCAGAAGAUGGGCCCUACUUUGGUUUUUCAAAGCUUGGUGUAUCAAGUAGAAAUCAGUGAAGCUACCUCUCCAGGUGCCCAAAUCCUUCAGGUUCAAGCCCACUCACUUGAUCCACACAGCAUUACUUCCAAUCUGACAUAUUCCUUAGAGCCUAGCACUGAUUCUGUUGUAUUUGGAAUCAGCUCUGAUACAGGCUGGGUUUAUCUUCGGAAACGUUUGAACUAUGAAUGCGCACAGAUGCUGAGUUUUAGAGCCUUGGUCAGCACAUCUCAGGAUGAAAACCUUAGGCAAAAUGCAAGUACAUCUAUAAUAGUUAAUGUGCGGGAUGAAAAUGAUCAUUCUCCCAUGUUUAUGCGUGAGAGCUACUUCUUUGAAAUUGAGGAAAAUCCAAUUCCCAGUGGUGUGGUUGGCACCAUUACAGCCAUUGACAAAGACUCAGGAAGAAAUGGACAGAUUUCCUAUUUCCUCUUGUCUGAUGGAAAAUAUUUCAAGAUUAACUCCAACACAGGUGAAAUCAUAAACUGGGCGGCGCUGGACCGCGAGGAGCGGGCGCACCACGAGCUGCGGGUGCUGGUGACGGACGUUUUGGAAGGGCAGCCAUCAGGGACGCUUGUUACCACCAUCUUUGCAAAAGACUUCGAUUCUGGAAACAACGGUGUUGUAUUAUAUUCAGUAGAAUCAGAAGGGGAUAUAGGAUACUUCCAGAUUGAUGCCGUCAGUGGAGAGUUAAGAACAACCCAGCCUCUGUCACAUGCUGAGAGAUCCGACUACAGAAUGACAGUCACAGCCAAGGACCAGGGGAUGCCUUCGCUUCAAGGACAUGCUGCUAUUUACAUCCAGGUGAUCCCACUUCCCGGUGGGAGAUCUGGCUUCUCUCAAGACUUCAAGCACUUAGUCAUACCUGAAAAUUUUAAACCUGCACAAGUGUUGGAUUCUCUGAAGGCACCGGGUAACCAUCUGGCACUUAACAGGAAACUGCAUUUCAGUAUUGCUAAAGAUGAUAAUGCUCAUUUUGAAAUAGACAGCUUGACAGGAGACCUUUAUCUUUCUAAGGAGCUUGACUAUGAAACAGAUUCACACUUUCUUUUGCAAGUUAUUAUAAAGGAUUAUAAUAAUCCCCCACAAAAUAGCACUGUCCUCCUAAGUAUUGAUGUGGAAGAUAAGAAUGAUCAUUCUCCAUAUUUUCAAGAUGACUUUGUAGUGAUUGGCAUAGAAGAAAAUGUACCUCUUGGCACUCUGGUUUACACAUUCAAUGCAAAGGAUGGAGAUGGCAGUUUUCUGAACAGCAAAAUAGAGUACUCCUUAGAAAUUAAUGACAUGGGUGAAAAUCCAUUUCUUAUUCACCCUUUGUAUGGCACCUUGACCACAGCUUCUCCACUAGACAGGGAGACUACUCAUUCUGUGAUCUUAACGGUGUUUGCAGAAGACCAGGCAAUAAAUUUGACUGAUCGUCGGCUGGAUUCCCUGGCUGUGAAAAUUGUUAUUUUAGAUAUCAAUGACAACAGUCCCAGUUUUAUGUCUUCGCCUGUUUCCUAUGUCCUGGAGGAUGUGGAGGUGGGCUUCCUUGUACACCACAUAAUUGCAAAGGAUCUAGAUGAGGGAAGAAAUGGACAAGUAACGUAUCACAUUCUUUCAGGCAAUGAAAACAAAGCAUUUGUACUGGAUAAAAUCACAGGACUCUUAACUACAGCCCAGUUUCUAGACCAUGAGGUUCAGGAGCGCUACAGUUUGACACUCAUAGCUCUUGAUGAUGGCAGCCCAGCUCUCUCUGCCACACAAGUUCUAACCGUCGUCGUUCUUGAUGUGAACGAUGAGACACCAAUAUUUCUGAAGCAACUUUAUGAGACUGCUGUUCAUGAAAACCGAGAUCCAGGGGAGUUUGUCGUAAGAGUGGAGGCUGUGGACCAAGAUGCAGGGCUGAAUUCCUUGCUUCAGUAUGAAAUCUUACCAGGAGCUGGUUAUGAGAAAUUCAAAAUGAACUCGGUCAGUGGAGAACUUGUAACAGCUGCAUCACUGGACAGGGAAACUCAGGAGGUUUUCAGUAUUAAAGUUUUGGUUCGGGACAGUGGAACCCCGUCGCUGUCAAGCACAGUGACAGUAAUCUGCACAGUACUGGAUGAAAAUGAUCACCCUCCCACAUUUCUUCUUCCUCCCUCUGAGAUCUUUAUUCCAGAGAACCAACAGCCUUCUGUUGUUUACAUUAUCCGGGCUGUAGAUAUGGAUGCUGGCAAGAAUGGAGCUCUAAGAUAUAAAAUAAUUGGUGGAAAUGUUGGAGAGUACUUCACACUAAAUAACACGUCAGGAAAGUUGCUGUUCACUCGUAGCUUAGACAGAGAAGAUAUCAGCAAUUUCACUCUUGUAAUUGAGUGCCAUGACCUAGGCAGUCCCUCGAGAAGCUCCACUGCACAGCUCUAUCUAACAGUAUUGGAUGAAAAUGACCACAGCCCGUUGUUUGCAAAGACCCGCUAUCAAAUCUCUGUGACAGAAGACCUGGAGGAAGGCUCAGCCAUCCUGGACCUCUCUGCUUCUGAUGAAGAUGCUGGCCUAAAUGGUGAAGUUAUGUACUCCCUCAUUGAUGACACCUAUGGAGCAUUUGCAAUUGACAGUGUCACAGGAUCCAUCAUUACUACAAAGGCGCUGGACCGGGAGACCAAGUCCCAGUACACGUUUAGGGCUGUGGCAAGUGACCGUAGCACCCAUUUUCCAAGGAGCACCACUGUCAGUGUUGUGGUGCAUGUUGAUGAUGUCAAUGACAACGAUCCCAUUUUUUUGCAGAAUCCUGUCAGGGUCUUUGUUCCUGCUGAAACUGCUGUGAAUGAGACAGUAGCCACUGUGAGAGCAGAGGAUGUGGAUCUGGGAUCAAAUGGAGCUAUUGUUUUUAAUUUGAUGAUGGCAGAAACUAUAUUUCAGAUCGAUAUGAAGACAGGUGACAUCAUUCUUCGGGAGCCCUUGGCUACCAAGGACUUCAGUACGCAGCUGCUAGUGACAGCUUCAGAUCAAGGCAUCGCACCUCGAACAGCUACAGCUGUGGUCAUUAUCUUUACAGAAGAGCAAGAGGAGGUGAUCUCAUUCAGCCGCAGCCUGUACGAAGCAAGUGUGCCUGAGAACAGUGCAGCAGGUACAUCACUUCUAACCGUAGAAGCUUAUGAACACAGAUUUACAGGAGAAGACAUAAAAUACAGCAUCUUUGGUGAUCAGGAAAUAUUCUCCAUACAUCCUGCUACAGGCACAAUCACAGUAAAAGAGCUGAAGUACCUUGAUUAUGAAGUUAAGCAUAAAAUACAUCUUACAGUUGUGGCUGAAAAUAGCUUCAAUGCAGUGUACUGUGGAGUGACAGUUUUGAUCCAAGAUAUGAAUGACAAUGCACCUAAAUUUGAGCAAAGCUAUUACAAAGCAUCGGUAUGGGAAGGCCAGAGUCCUAAAAGAGACAUCAUACAGGUAUUUGCAACUGACCUUGACAGUGGGCUGAAUGGAGAAACUGAAUUCUCAAUUUUAUCUGGAAAUGAAAAUGCAACAUUUCUAAUUGAUUCGGCACGAGGAAUUCUAGCAACUAAUACAGGCCUAGAUUAUGAAAACACUCCAUCUUACAGGUUGGUUGUACAAGCUGCUGAUAAAGGAAACCCCAGACUCUCUGCUACAAGUAUUGUGAGGAUACAAGUGUUAGAUGUUAAUGACAACGCUCCAGUUGUCCAACCACUAGGUGAAGUGAAGGUCCCAGAAAAUGCCCUGCCUGGUUUUAUAGUGACUCAAGUGUCAGCAAGUGAUGCAGACUCCAGGCCAGCACUGCAGUUUGGUUUUAUUUAUGAUACUAGUCCUGAAAUGAAAUUUUCCAUCGAUCAAUACACUGGUGUCAUUAUAGUGGUGGAACCAUUAGAUUUUGAAGAAACUGCUGUGUAUACACUGCAUAUCGUAGUUUCAGAUUCUGUGCAUCAAACAGAAGCAGAACUCACCAUCCUUGUUUUGGAUAUCAAUGAUAACCCUCCGGUGUUUACUCAAGAUUUUUAUCAGGUGAAUUUGCCAGAGCUCAUUUCUAUGGAUGCCACUGUUCUAACACUCUCUGCCAUAGAUAGGGAUUCUGAACAUAAUGGAAUGAUUUCCUACAAAAUCCUCUCUUCCUCUGAGGGAUUUUCCAUUGAUCACAAGAAUGGUUCGCUGUUCACCACGGAACCAGUUAUGCAGCUGAAAAAUAUUUCCAUUAUUCGUCUCUUGAUAGAGGCCACAGAUGGCGGCAGUCCCCCUCUGAGUGCAGUUACCUCCGUAGAGGUGCAUGUAGAAGAUGUCAAUAACUGUGCCCCUCGCUUCACAGAGGUCCUGUACAAUCUCAGUGUGAGUGAAGAUGCCUCAGCUGGAGAAACUGUCCUCCUGUUCUCAGCCAUCGACUGUGAUUGGAUGCAUGAAAACACGCUUGUUGAAUACUCUAUUAUUGGUGGCAAUGAUGAGAAUUUAUUCUCCAUAGAAACCAGUGUCAUGGGGUCAGAAAUAUCCUACAAACUUGCCAGCAGUCUUGUUUUGAGCAAUGCUCUUGACAGGGAAACAGCUGCUUCUCACCAGUUGGUUCUCCUUGCCUCUGAUCGUGGAACGCCCUCUUUGAAUUCAACUGCUACAGUGCUGAUAACUGUGCUGGAUGUUAAUGAUAAUCCUCCAGUGUUUAGCAGCCCAGAGUAUCAUGUUCAUGUCAAAGAAAGCAUCCCCAUAGGCAGUCACAUCACUGAAGUUUCAGCAAGAGACUGUGAUGCAGGCACUAAUGCAGAGAUCACUUAUGCUAUCAUCUCUGGAAAUGACAGAGGGCAUUUUUGCUUGGAUGGUAGAACUGGAUCUGUAAAUUUGACGAAAAUGCUGGAUUAUGAAGAUACCAUGAAAUUCACUUUGGUUAUCCAAGCCACAGAUGGAGGAACUGAUGUAAAAAAUACGGCUUUUGCUGUUGUUUUUGUUAGUGUCCUAGAUGACAAUGAUUAUGCCCCACUUUUUUUGUUUCCCAGUCUGAGCUGCACUGUCACUGAGAAUCUGCCUACCUUUUCUUUUGUGUGUGCUGUUUGUGCGUUGGAUUUUGAUAAAGGCUCCUAUGGGCACCUUACCUACUCUAUUCAGUCUUCAUGUUUGGCUCAUCGUGGAGCUGCUAGAGACCAUGACAUGUUCUUCAUUGAUCCUUUAACAGGAGAUAUUCAUACAAAGCAAAUGUUUGACUAUGAAAGUCAAAAUAGCUACUGUCUCAUAAUUCAAACAAAAGACAAAGGUGAUUCACUGGCUACUGCUACAGUUCAGGUAGAUAUUGAGGGGAGGGAUGAAUUUGACCCAGUGUUUACACAGGAACAUUAUUUCUUUAAUCUCCCUGAGAAGAAUGAAGCAGGUCAGCUGAUUGGCAGAGUGACAGCAUCAGAUAGUGAUGGUGGAGUGGAUGGAGUUGUUCAUUAUUCCCUUUUAAAACCUUCUCCGUUCUUUUCUGUGAAUGAAACCAAUGGCAAUAUUUAUUUGACUCAGACUGUUCACAGAUGGAAAAAUGGCAUCAAAAGGAAUGAUGAUACUCUGAAAUUGUUGGUAAGAGCUCAUAGCCCCAAAAUUGUGUCAAGGUUCACAGUAUGCACUGUUUUUGUAAAUGUUUCCAAUUCUCCUGAUAGUGAUCCCACAGUGUCAGCACACAGCCUGACAGUGAGUGUUUCCAUUUCACUGAUGGUGUUCCUGCUGCUUGCCAUCAGUCUUAUCACACUUACUCUGAGACUUAAGCAGAAAGAUCUGAUGAAUGCUUGUGUGAAAAAAAGCCCAGUAUCCUCCUCAGCUGCUGAUGUGAAUUCAAUAAGAGAAGACGAGGACUGCCAGAAAAUCCAAAGUACUGAGAGCAGUAUGCUUCCCAUGGGUGCUAUAGCAAGAUGGCUGAGCUUAGCAGGACUUGGAGAGGGGAAGGAUGAUGAUGUCUUCUGCAGGCAUUCAGACUCCAGUGGCCAUGGUUCUGCUGAAGGAGAGACUGCAGAGGAUGAGGAAAUCAAACGGAUCUAUGAGUAUCCUUGCAGAAAAAGCAUUGGCUCAGCACUGAGCGAGCAUGGCUCGCAGAUGCCAGAUUCGGGGAUCCCAAGAGAGUCUGAUCAGUUCUCCUAUCAGUCUGGAGAGACAGAUGUCACAGCUACCAUGCAAAGCAUGGAGAAUGUGCAGACCAUUAAAGGAGAAAGCAGAGAAGAAGCCUGUGACACAGCCUGUGCACAUAAAAUUUUGUCUCAAACACUUAGAAAAAUUGGAAUAAAAGAAGUCAUAAUGACAGACCUCACAAGAGACUAUGUCCUGAUGUCAAAUAGGGAAGACUCUGGGCAUGAUUUGCUUGCAACUGUUAGCACCUCUGAUGAGGAUCUCAGAGGUGUUUAUAACUGGGAUUAUGUGCUCUGCUGUGAACCCAGAUUUCAAUCUCUUGCCUCAGUGUUUAAUGAUAUUGCAGAACUGAAAGAUGAAAAUGUUCACAUUCACAGCUUCUCUAAGGAGAGGAAAUCUCUUGUUUUCCCUCCUCCCUUGAUAACGUCAGUAGCACAGCCUGGCAUAAGGACAGUGCCACCAAGAAUGCCAAAUAUAACAUCAGAGCAAGCUUUUAAUAAAUACUCUUAUCCUCCUAUUAUCCAUAAUCAUGAAUACCCUCCACCAGCCAUGACCCCUAAGUUUUCUCCUAAUCUCUCUUUGCUUACCAUGCAGACACCUUCUGCUUCUCCAGUAGUGUCUGAUGGGAAAAUGAUAGCAACAUGUCUUAUUGAUCCAAGCUAUGAACUUGCAACAGAGGAAGAAAUUCAGGUCUAGGUUAUUAACUGACAGUAUUUUAUGGUAAAAAUAUGGCUUAAAAUGUAUUUUGUUACUUUUUAACAGCAAAAUAUGCCUGUAUCACCAGUAUUCUGUUUUUGUGAGCCUAAAAAGUUAAAAUAUAAAACAGCCAGAAAUUUGCUAACUAUACAACUUCUUCUUCCCAGCUCACAACUGUAGUUUCCUAUGUAAAACAUACAGCCAAGUGUCUGAUAGACAAUUUGACCAGCUUUACAUUAUUUCUUAUAAAAUACAUUAAUAACAAAUAAAUGGAAGUAAUUCUUUAUUGUGGAAACCAAUUAUUAGGAUACUAGUGGGUUCUGACUGCUUCUGUGGUGGUAUUAGCAGAGGGUACUGGAGGGAUGUGUAAGUACAGCAGGUUUGGGGGUGGACAAAGGAUGAAACAAGGAUUCCUGCUGAGAUCUUUCUGUAGUGUUUACCCAGGUUUCCCACAGCUCAGCCUCUGGGUCCCAGUGGUCUGUUUGGCCUCGUGUAGUUUCAUCAUCUGCAGUGGCUCCUUAGUGGGCUUUCUUAGCUAUCUUUGUACUGUGGAACCCACUCAGCAGGUUCUCUGCACCUUUUGUUUAACUCCUGAUUUAAAGCUAGCAAGUCACAAUAAUUGGAAUAAUGGGUCACCUGUGGAAAACAGAAUAACCAGUGGUAGGAUAAAGACAACCAUCUUCUCUAUUACUAGAUCUCAAGUAGCUAUCUGUUGUCUUUUUGUCAUAUUACAGAGGCUGCCCUGGUGCUUAGGCAGCUGUAGGAACAGACAGCAUUACAGUUCUGAAGGUCAUGUAUGCCUCCAGCCCAGUCUUUGGUUCUGUGCUGGACCAAAGAUCUCUGCAAGACUAGAUAAUCUGGCCUUGCUUGUUGUAUGUAUCAUACACACGGCGUUUUGUGUACGUAUCUAUAUCCAGACACAUACACAUGCUGUAUAUGCUUGUAGAUUGAUCAAUAAAAUACACAGAAAAUA